CUCCCGCAACCUGCACCACCACAAAGAGCCACCUUUCCCUUGUCAAUUCAUCUAAACCCAGACCCCUCCAAGAUGGCAAACCAGGGCUACGAUGUGGUAGUCGACGUGGACGCCGAGGGCGACCUCGGCCACACCGACCUUCAGGAAGACCUUGAAUUCCACCGUUCGAACUUCGAAAACGACCCCCGCACCGCCAAAAUCCAACAAGACUCGACCCCAUUCCUCGGCGGCGGCGACCGCACCUCGCGCGGCGGCCGGCGGGACCGGUCGCCGGGGGGCACGCCGACGAAGCACACGUGGUGGACGGUGCACUACUACGCGCAGUUCUUCGACGUGGACACGAACGAGGUGCUGCGGCGGUGCGUGGCGACGGUGUACCCGCGCAACAACUUCCUGGACGUGCUGGAGGGGAACGCGGACCUGUACGGGCCGUUCUGGAUCGCGACGACGGUGGUGGUGAUCCUGUUCCUGACGGGCACGAUCUCGCAGUGGCUGAGCAACAACGACGACGCGCACUUCGCCUACGACUUCACGCUGCUGUCCGGCGCCGCGGGCCUGGUGUACGGGUACACGGGCGUGCUCCCGGUCGCGCUCUGGGGCGCGCUCCGCUGGUUCGGCAGCGCCAGCGCCGACCUCGUCGAGGCCUGGGCGCUCUACGGCUACUCCAACCUCGUCUGGAUCGCCGUCGCCCUCGUCAGCUGGAGCCCCCUCACCGCGCUCAACUGGGCCCUCGUCGGCGUCGGCUUCGGCUGGUCCGUCUUCUUCCUCCUGCGCAACCUCUACCCCGUGCUCAGCGCCACCGACGCCAAGGCCAGCAAGAUCCUGCUGAUCUUGGUCGUCCUGCUGCAUGCCGGCUUUGCGUUGGCGAUCAAGAUCCUGUUCUUCGCUCACGGAAGCCCGGUCUCGAAGAAGAACAAGAGCGACGGCGACGAGAACAAUGAUGGCAAGGCGCAAAUGUUCAUGUUCUAGGCUCGGAGGGAGAGCCGGGGAAGCAAGACGGAAAAAGAGAGCACGGCGUCAUUUGUGACCCUAUAUGUUUCCAUUUCUAUCACAAAAAGCAAAAGAAAAAAGGGCCCGCGUCUAGACCCCAGUUCAGACACUGGUGCUCAGGUAGCACCAAUGUCAAAAGGUCCAUGAUCUUUCCCUUUUUCUGAAAAGACGUAUCCAGAACUGUCGCCUAUGACAAAACGUUAAAUGCUUUCUUGUUGUCUUUUGUUUUCAUUGCAACUUUCCCGAAGCGACAGCACACUGCGUGUAUGGAGUGUAUCUUUCCUACUUUCCCCCGCACAAUAAAUCAAAAAUGGACCAAGGGAAUUU
This is a messenger RNA of Aspergillus japonicus CBS 114.51, 1317 nucleotides long. RefSeq names its product Yip1 family protein. The record is from RefSeq and is a predicted model, not a curated record. The transcript is spliced from 4 exons. Gene Ontology annotation, biological process: vesicle-mediated transport. NCBI's taxonomy places the organism in Eukaryota, Fungi, Ascomycota, Eurotiomycetes, Eurotiales, Aspergillaceae. Gene Ontology annotation, cellular component: Golgi apparatus; membrane. The coding region runs from base 73 to 969 and encodes 298 amino acids. Gene Ontology annotation, molecular function: small GTPase binding.